UACAUUUUUGUAUAUAAAGCUUAAAAUAUAACAUUUAUUUUCCUUAUAUUAAUUUUAGAUCCACCCAACAUAGUAAACAAACAUUCAACAUCAAUCCUCUUGAGGAAUUGUUGGAUAAAUUAUAUGUAUAAUUGUACAGUAAAUUUCACAAACUUAUAUCGAAAUGUUGCAGGGCAAUGAAUCAAACAUCUAAAAAUUAUAUGAUACAUUUUCUACCUUUAAUAUCAAUAGCUUUUAUUAAGAUCUCUUUUUUUAAAUGUUGGUGGCUUUCACUGAUGCCCUGCAGAAGCCUCACAAAUCCUGCUGGUAUUGCGUCAAACCCCUCGAUGCACAUUCAGUUUUGCUCUGCGUCACACAUCCUUCAGUCUCAGCACUGCUGUCUAGUCUUCGGCUGACGAUGCACUGACAUGCCAAAGAGAGAGAAGAGGAGUGUACUGCCUCUAAAAUGAGCCGCUGUGAGGAGAGAGAGGAUGAGGAUGCUGUUCAGACCCAGACAGUACCAUCUCCAGUCUCUAGCUGUGUGUCUGUGAAGAGUGACAGCUCCAUGGCCAAACCUCCUGGCUUUAGUGAUGGAGUGGGAGUCUCUAAUUCUAGGUAAGAUAUGUCUUUAUCCAAAAGCAUUCAAUGCAUGAUGAAGCAGAAUGCAGUUGCAAUGCCCCUAUAAAUCAAGUUAUAAAAGCAAAAAAAUCCCAGUAUGGGUUUUUGCUAUUUAUAUUUAUGAGAUACAAUGUAGCAGUGAAGUAAUAGCACUCAAGCAAGAAUGCUGUUUAAUUUAUAGACCAAAAACUGUCAUUCAGAUCUCCCUUCAAUUAUUUUUUGGGGUGAUAUCGCUAAGUCAUGUUUAUGGCUGCUCUACCUUUAAGUUCUCUUAAAAUAAUAAUUGAUCAGACACAGCUUUAUUUCAUAUGAAUAUUUCCACAUAAUAUUUCCAGACACCACACUCAGACGGCAGCAUCUCCAGUCUCCAGCUGUGUGUCUAUGAAGAGUGAUGGCUCCAUGGCCAAACCUCCUGGCUUUAGUGAUGGAGCGGGAACCUCUAAUUCGAGACAGCACACUCAGAGGGCAGCAUCUCCAGUCUCUAGCUGUGUGUCUAUGAAGAGUGACAGCUCCAUGGCCAAACCUCCUGGCUUUAGUGAUGGAGCGGGAACCUCUAAUUCAUGCUUCACUGCCGAUGUGCUGCAUGCUGCCUGCUGUGAGAGGAAGCUCAGGUUUGUGAAAUCCUGCCUGACCUGCGCUGCGUUCUACUCCGAGACCCACAUCAGACAGCACUACACAGAACCAGCCCUGCACACUCUGGUGGAGGAGACUGGAGACCUGGUGCAGAAUUCACACCAACUAGUUGAUAAUGUCUUGCAGAGUGUCAAAGAGAAACACAAAACCAGCAUGAAAAGGAAGUAUGAGAGCUUAUUUGAAGGAAUCAAACACCAGGGGAAUGAAACCCUCCUAAACAGCAUCUACACACAGCUCUACAUCAUAGAGGGAGAGAGAGAAGGAGUGAAUGAAGAACAUGAGGUUUUACAGAUGGAGAAAAUGCCCAGAACACAACAAUUACAAGACACUCCAAUCAACUGCAAUGACAUUUUUGAUCCCUUACCUGAACCAGGUUAUGAGAAGAAUAAAAGAAGGAGGAAAGACAAAAUCAAGACUGUUCUUACUAAAGGCAUCGCUGGAAUCGGAAAAAACCGUCUCUGUGCAGAAGUUUUCAUUUUGGACUGGGCCGAGGGUAAAGCCAAUCAGGAUGUAGAUUUCAUGUUUGUGCUUACAUUUCGAGAGCUGAACUUGAUUAAAGAUGAUCAGUACAGUCUUCACAGACUUCUGCUGGACUUUCAACCAGGACUUCAAGAUCUGGACCCAAAGCUAUAUGAUCUAUGUAAAGUUGUAUUCGUUUUUGACGGUCUGGAUGAAAGCAAAAUUAAACUUGAAUUUUCAGACAGUGAGAAAGUUUGUGAUGUGACUGAGAAGUCAUCAUUGGGUGUGUUGAUGUCAAACCUCAUCAGAGGGGAUCUGCUUCCAUCUGUUCUCAUCUGGAUCACCUCCAGACCAGCAGCAGCCAAUCAGAUCCCGUCCAAAUACAUCAACCGUCUGACAGAAAUUAGGGAUUCAAUGAGCCUCAAAAGGAGGAGUAUUUCCAGAAAGAAUCAGUGACCAGCAUCAAGCCAGCAGAAUCAUCUCACACAUUUAAAGCCGUCAAGAAGCCUCCACAUCAUGUGCUACAUACCAGUCUUUCUGUUGGAUCUCAGGCCACUGUUGCUUCAAAACAUCAUGAAACAAGAUCACUGUGCAGAAAUCCCCAAAACUCUGGACUGAAAUGUACAUACACUUC
Cyprinus carpio (common carp) is the source of this 2323-nucleotide messenger RNA. Its product is annotated as protein NLRC3-like. The transcript has 4 exons. NCBI's taxonomy places the organism in Eukaryota, Metazoa, Chordata, Actinopteri, Cypriniformes, Cyprinidae. The record is from RefSeq and is a predicted model, not a curated record. Bases 979 to 2145 code for a protein of 388 amino acids.